CCGCGCAAGGUUCGCGCAUGCUCGUUCAGUGAAGAUGGCGGACACGUUACCGGAGGAGACGGAGCGGCGGAGUCCCGAGCCUGAGGAGGAGCCGGAGCCGGAGCCGGAGCCGCAGACUUUCCGAGAUCUGGGUGUGACUGAGGUUUUGUGUGAGGCCUGUCAGCAACUGGGAUGGAAAUCUCCAACCAGCAUCCAGAAAGAAGCUUUGCCCAUGGCCUUGCAAGGGCGGGACAUCAUUGGCCUGGCUGAGACUGGCUCUGGAAAGACGGGCGCCUUCGCCCUGCCGAUUCUGCAGGCCUUGCUGGAGAAACCUCAGCGCCUCUUUGCGCUUGUCCUGACGCCGACCCGGGAGCUGGCCUUCCAGAUCUCCGAGCAGUUUGAGGCCCUGGGUUCUUCGAUUGGAGUGAAGUCCGCGGUGAUUGUGGGCGGAAUUGAUAUGAUGUCACAGAGUCUUGCUUUGGCGAAGAAACCGCAUGUCAUCAUAGCCACGCCAGGCCGCCUGAUGGAUCACCUGCAGAACACGAAGGGCUUUAAUCUCCGAGCGCUCAAGUACCUGGUGAUGGACGAAGCUGACAGAAUCCUUAACAUGGACUUUGAAGUUGAAGUUGAUAAAAUUCUCAAGGUGAUUCCUAGAGAGCGGAAAACCUACCUGUUCUCAGCUACAAUGACUAAGAAGGUGCAGAAACUCCAGCGAGCUGCCCUGAAAGACCCUGUGAAAUGUGCAGUGUCAACCAAGUACCAGACAGUGGAGAAGUUGCAACAAUAUUACGUAUUUAUUCCUUCCAAGUUCAAGGAUUGUUACCUGGUUUACAUUCUCAAUGAGCUUGCUGGGAAUUCCUUCAUCAUCUUCUGCAGCACGUGUAACAAUACCCAGCGCACAGCAUUGCUCCUUCGCAAUCUGGGAUUUACUGCCAUUCCCUUGCACGGCCAGCUGAAUCAGAACAAACGACUGGGUGCUUUGAAUAAGUUCAAGGCCAAGUCUCGGUCAAUCUUGCUGGCUACGGAUGUGGCAAGUCGGGGCCUGGAUAUUCCUCAUGUGGAUGUGGUUAUAAACUUCGACAUUCCCACGCAUUCUAAGGAUUACAUCCAUCGGGUGGGACGCACAGCCAGAGCUGGUCGCUCGGGAAAGUCCAUCACUUUCGUCACCCAAUAUGACGUGGAGUUGUUCCAGAGGAUCGAGCAUCUGAUUGGGAAGAAGCUCCCAGCAUUUCCCACGCAAGAGGACGAGGUCAUGAUGUUGGUGGAACGUGUGUCGGAGGCACAGAGAAUCGCACGACUGGAGCUUAGAGAACGGGGGGAUAAGAGGAAGCGGCCGCAGGAAGACGAUGACGAUACCGAACAGUCGCUCGGCAUCAGGAGAAAAGUGGCAGGCAGCAAAGUGAGGAAAAAGCAUCGCUGAGUUUCCUCACCGUGGACAGUCUGCUGAAAUAGCGAACAGAUUGGUUGUGAUAUUUAUAUGUUGUAAGCUGGCCAUAGCUAGAAUCAACCAGCGCUUGGUUCGAUCUGUUCACUUGGAUCUCCUGCGAAGACUUUACCGUUGCCAGAUGAAGUCAUACCUUUUGCUGUCUUGCACAGCUGUUCCUGGCAAACCAGGCAAUGUUCUGUCUCUCGCAGAAAAAAACCUUGUAAGGUUGUGUUUUUAUUUCAAAGAGAAUUUCCACUUGUAAAGUAUCACUUGAAACGUUCAAAGUAAAUUUAUUAUCGAA
This is a messenger RNA of Mobula hypostoma (lesser devil ray), 1706 nucleotides long. RefSeq names its product DEAD (Asp-Glu-Ala-Asp) box polypeptide 47 (gene ddx47). Lineage: Eukaryota; Metazoa; Chordata; Chondrichthyes; Myliobatiformes; Myliobatidae. The transcript is spliced from 12 exons. Bases 35 to 1399 code for a protein of 454 amino acids. The record is from RefSeq and is a predicted model, not a curated record. Gene Ontology annotation, molecular function: nucleic acid binding; ATP binding; RNA helicase activity.